UCCCCCGGGUUGUCGCUGAGGCGAUGGCGGCGCGAGUGAGCGGCCGCGGACGUGUUACAGGCCGGGGCCCGGCGGAGAGCAAACACCCCCGCGGACAAUAGUUCCUGUUCCGUCCUCCUCCUACUCCUCCCGCCGCCGCCACCACCACCGCCACCAGUAACGGCCCGUCCACUUCACGGCUGCAAGGCGCGCUUUCCCCCCCCUCCCUCCUUCUCCCUCCCUUCCCCGGCCCGGCCCGUCCCGCAGCCCCGAGGCUUUGCUGCGAUCACAAGUUCAUGACUUUGGACUCGGCCGUGAAUCAUCGAGCAGAUCAAGCCUGAGGCCUAGGCUGUUGCCUUGGGGUCGGCCCGGGGGAGAGAGGCAGGCGGCCAGCGAGCCGGGCGUGUGUGUCCGCAGCCAGCCAGCCAGCCGGGGCGGGGGCGAGGGGCCGGGUGGCCGGGGCCCGGCCAUGAGCCUUUGAAGCGUGUGUGUGAGGGGAAUGCGGCGGUAACCUUGUCCCGCUAACUGAGGCGAAACCACCGCCCCCGAGACAGAGACUGCUGCCUCUCGCCUUCGACUGACAACUUUCUAUUUAUUGGCAUUUCUUUUCACCGUUGUAACAUCUAAAUGACGGUAAAUAAACUCGGAGCCCGUGGAAUAAUCUGCAAACAAGGACAGGAGAUGCAUCCAAUUGCUGCUGAUUUAUCGAGAUGGAUGUAUUAGUGGAUGAAAGAUGAAUCUUUCCUUUUGUACAGAAAUCGUUGGUGGAUGUUGUGUGUAAAUAUUUUCGCCUGGAUAUCAAACCCGGGGUUGUUUUUUUUAUCAUUUCUAAUCUUUGAACGACGUUGUCAGUCUGGAUCAGGAAGUAGCUGAAGGCGAGUUUGCCGUCUUCACAUUGACUGAGGCUCGUCACCAGUCCCAUAUGCCUUCGGCACUCGCCAUCUUCACCUGUCGGCCCAACUCUCACCCCUUUCAGGAGCGCCAUGUCUACCUGGACGAACCUGUCAAAAUCGGUCGGUCGGUGGCUCGCUGCAGACCUGCCCAGAAUAACGCCACUUUCGACUGCAAAGUGCUUUCCAGAAACCAUGCUCUUAUCUGGUUCGACCACAAAACGGGCAAGUUCUAUCUACAGGACACUAAAAGUAGUAAUGGUACGUUUAUUAACAGUCAGCGGUUGAGUCGGGGAUCGGAGGAAAGCCCGCCAUGUGAACUCCUGUCAGGGGACAUUAUUCAGUUUGGCGUAGAUGUGACGGAGAACACCAGGAAAGUUACACAUGGAUGCAUAGUAUCUACUGUCAAGCUCUUUAUGCCAGAUGGUAUGGAAGGUCGUCGACGAUCUGAUGUCAUCCAGGCUCCUCUCCCACUUCCUAUUGAAAAGGUAGCUGCUAAUUCUCCCAGUAUGUACUCUCAGGAACUAUUCCAGCUGUCACAGUAUCUACAGGAGGCCUUGCACCGAGAACAGAUGUUGGAACAGAAGUUGGCCACCCUUCAACGGUUACUAGCUAAUACCCAAGAGGCAUCAGACAGUAGCUGGCAGGCUUUAAUAGAUGAAGACAGGUUACUAUCUAGGCUUGAAGUAAUGGGAAACCAGCUACAUGCUUACUCAAAGAACCAAACUGAAGAUGGCAUAAGGAAAGAGUUGGUAACAUUACAAGAAGAUAAGCAUAGCUACGAGACGACAGCCAAAGAGUCCUUGAGGCGGGUCCUUCAGGAGAAAAUAGAAGUAGUCCGGAAGCUAUCAGAGGUUGAGCGAAGUCUGAGUAACACUGAGGACGAAUGCACUCAUUUGAAGGAAAUGAAUGACAGAACACAGGAGGAAUUAAGAGAACUGGCUAAUAAGUACAAUGGAGCUGUGAAUGAAAUAAAAGAAUUUGCAGACAAGUUAAAGCAAGCAGAAGGCAGACAAGAGGAGAUUCAACAAAAGGGUCUAUCUGAGAAAAAGGAGUUACAGCACAGAAUAGAUGAAAUGGAAGAGAAGGAACAGGCACUUCAGGCUAGGAUUGAAGCUCUGCAAGCUGACAACGACUUCACCAAUGAAAGGCUCACUGCUUUACAAAUACGGUUAGAACAACUUCAGGAGAAAAACAUCAAGGAACACAACAGUACAGGAAUCCAAGUUGAUGACUUGUUAUCUAAAAUUAAUGGAGGCACAGAUGAAGAGCACUUCCUACUAAAGAGUGGAGGGAACUGCUCUGAGCUAUUGCAACAAUUCAUUCAGUGCAAGACCACCCUCAUUGCAGAAGACCAUCAUACGAAGGGCCUGGAAGAAGCUAAAGUGUUGAAAGAAAAUCAACCGGAAGCAAAGGAAUCUGAUAUGUCCGACACUCUCAGCCCAAGUAAGGAUCGCAGUAGCGACGACACAACAGAUUGCCAAAUGGAUGAACAAGAACUGAAUGAAUCUCUCAAUAAGGUUUCAUUAUUGAAAGACCUGUUGGCAGAGGCGAGGGCCUCCAGCAGAAAGCAUGAAAGUGAUCUGGAUCAUCUCAAGUAUGAACUGCGGCGCGCCCACACAGAAACGGGCGAUUCUGAGCACGAGAUACAACAACUGCAACAGGAGCUGAAGGGAGCGCAGGACCUGGCCAGAAUCAACAAGCAGAAAUGCCUUGAAGUACAAGCACUUCUUGAAGAUGAAAGAAAGGUGAAUAAACAGCAAGCAGAAGAAUCAGCCAGGCAAAUCCAGGUGUUGCAAGCUCAGCUGUAUGAUUUACAGAAAGAUAUUGAGAUGUUUCGCGAGGAGAAGGAGGUUGAGGUUGUGAAGACCCGUGAGCAGUUGGCGAACACGCAGGAGGAGAUCGUGGCCCUGCAUCAGACGGCGGUGGAGGCAGCGACGGGCCGGGAGACUGACAUCGCCAUCCUGCAGGGGGAGCUGCUCAACGUGCACACCGAGCUGGAGCGAUGGCGGCAGACCGCCUCGCAUUACGAGUCGCAAAUCCUCAAUCUCCAAAACAAGCUGCAGCUGCAGACACAACAGCAAAUGGACAAGCAGAAAGGGGAAGCCAUCCAACUGCAGGGUAAACUGGAGGACCUGCAGAAGCAGAGCAACUUUCUGCAGUAUGAUUGUGAUUCACUCAGACAAGAGAAGGAUUAUCUGACCGAAAAGCUGCAGCAAUAUGAGGAUGAACUCCAAAGUGCCCAGCAGCAGAGUAUCAAGUUGUCCAAUGAUGUCAGUGGGUUGGAAGUUUCCCGCAAAGAGCUGGAACAGCAGGUUGGAGUUUUGAAGGAACAACGCGUGCAGGAGACAAACGGACUGAGAGCGCAGCUUACACACGCUGAGAAUGAGACCGAGAAAUAUCAGAAACAGUAUGAUACAGAUCAGACCAUGUAUAUGGAGGUAAAGGAAAAGCUCGAUCGAACUCUGAAAGAGAAUGAGUCCAUCACUGAAGAACUUGAACGUUAUAAAGAAAAUGUAAACUUGCUGCAACAGAAGGGAAACAAUAAUCCUUCCACCAUUUUGCAACCCAUCCCUGCUGUAGGCGUGGCCCUAAUCCUGGCUUUCCUGUACUGGUGGUCCGCUCACCUGUGGUAGAUCAAGGGUGGAUUCAUCAAGUGGAUGCCAGUGGUGGCAGUGCUGGUGGCAGUGACUGUCGUAGUGUUAUAUCCGGCAUUGAACAGGGUCUCGCCCUGAGCCUGCCUGAGAUGUCUCCAACCACAGAAUGUCUCCAACCCCAUUGACUCUGCCUUUCUUUUAGCACGGGGUGGGGGUGGGCUGGGGGGGGGGGGGGGGGCAAAAGGAUCUGUUUCCAUCCUUUUUACCUCUAACAAACACAGCUGUUUCAAAGCACGACAGUAGAGUCUUUGCUUGAACUGUAUAAAAUGUAAUUGUAUAUAUAGAGAGAGAAUAAAAAUUGUGACUGGAUUCUACUCUAGAUAAUGUUUUAUUUGUAGUUUUCCAUAAUUUUAAAAAAGGAUUUGUUUGGGGUUAUGUGAAGAGUAGUGGUAGCCUUACGCAAGGCUUCUUGGUACCAAAAUUUAAAGGAAUGUGGAAUUCAACCUUUGGUUUCACUUCGGAGUUGUGUUGUUUCCUUUAGCUGCGGUGGUACAACCCCACCAACUGAUGCACACUGGCCCGUAGAGCGGUCACUUUGUGGCAGCGACCAUCAGCUUGCCAUCCAUCUCAUUCACCUGCAACACAUCAUGAAUGUGCUGUUACAUUGCAAACAUCAAACGCAAUGCUAUUGCAGGCCUUUCAUGGGAGCUCGACUUCUCCCAAGUUUCAAACCUCCGCCUUACUGAAGAGGUUGAAGGAACAGCCAAAAGCUUGCAUUCUACUCAUCAUUAUUCUCACCCCUCCUCCCCCACAUAGUUUUUUAUUAUCAUUGAUAAACAUCCGAGUUGAGGUGUAACCAGUGAAGGUAAGUGGUUCACAAACCCUUCCAAAGCAUCUCCAAACAACCCCCUCUGUGCAUCAGUCGGUGGGAAGCUGUGUAUCGUUGGGAUAUAAGAUGAAAGGAUGAAUGUCUGUUUGCGUUCCCUAAGAUCAGGGAUGUCUAUGUUAGAGGCUGACUCGAACUAAUUCUGCUGCACAGCAGUAAGCUCUUUGCUCAGAAGUUAGCCAUGACCGGCAACUAAAGUCUGCAGUCAUCCAGCAGUGGCUUGCUACUACUGCCUUAAUCACUACAUUCCCAGGGCCGGCCUUCUGAUGUCUAUAUCAGACAGCUGACAUGUUCACUAUAGGAGUCACACCAGCAAGCACUUUGUUCUGAAGCAAAGGACAGGAGAAAAUGGAUCAUCACCACCUUGAUUUUUAUUUUUUGUUGUUGUUGUUUGUCCACGAAUCUUAGCCAGAAUGAGUUGGAAAUUGCCUUAUUUGAAAAAAAAAACGAAUUCAAUUUUUACAUUUUCAGCCGCCGAAUGUUGUUGCAAUUGUACAAUGUAAAUGGCAUUGCUAUCGGUACAAGAUUCCGUAGUCAAGCGAAUGAAAGAGAACACUUUAAUAUAAAGCUUGUUUAAGAUAUUCUGAAUGG
Messenger RNA from Amblyraja radiata (thorny skate), 4943 nucleotides. RefSeq names its product sarcolemma associated protein a (gene slmapa). Bases 902 to 3505 code for a protein of 867 amino acids. The transcript has 25 exons. Gene Ontology annotation, biological process: single fertilization; acrosome assembly. The record is from RefSeq and is a predicted model, not a curated record. Gene Ontology annotation, cellular component: acrosomal membrane. Gene Ontology annotation, molecular function: protein binding. Lineage: Eukaryota; Metazoa; Chordata; Chondrichthyes; Rajiformes; Rajidae.